ACUCGAGCAUCAGCCAGUUUGUGUUGUUCAUCCAACUGUGUUGUGUGCGCGAGUGUAGCGUGAAAAGAUGCUCACGCAGAAUAUGUAUAACUUCAGAAUGGGAUAUCCACUGUUCUACCAUCCUGUGGACUUCCUGCCAUUGACACCCCCGUACGAGUUCCCAUCGUACGGAUAUAGCGGACACGAGGAGCCCAUGAGGUCCGCCGGAGAGUCGUUCUACCCACAAUUUCCCACGCCGCCACUCUCCGUCUCACCACGCGCUCCAGUAUCCAACAUCAGGACCACAUCAGUGAUCGUCAGAGUUGAGGAUCUCCGCAGCGGAGAGGCGAGAUCAUCGGAUAGCGAGGAUGAGACUGUGUGCAAAUGGGAGCAGUGCAACAAGACUUUUCGGAAUUUGGAGAGCUUAGCCAGCCAUGUGAAUCAAAUGCACGCCCACUCUGGACCUGGCGGUCUCUACUACUGUAAGUGGGAGGGAUGUCCUCGCUCCGAAGGUGGUCAGUGGCGAGGAUUCAAUGCCAGAUACAAAAUGUUGGUUCAUGUCAGGACACACACCAAAGAGAAGCCUCACCAGUGUCCGGAGUGCGACAAGAGCUUCUCCCGGGCGGAGAAUCUAAAGAUCCACACCCGCAGUCACUCAGGGGAGAAGCCCUAUGUGUGCCCCGUGGAGGGAUGCAAUAAAGCCUACAGCAAUUCCUCAGAUCGCUUCAAGCACACCCGAACCCACGAGACAGACAAACCCUACAUGUGCAAAGUGCCAGGGUGCCAAAAGAGGUACACAGAUCCUUCAUCGCUCAGGAAACACGUCAAAACCUUCAAGCACACGCCCGAGACAGAAAUCAAGGUGAAUGUGAAGAUCGCCGCCUCUGAAAACCUCGAGGAGACAGAACCACACCCCAGGAGAUAUCCAGAACAGCCCACCGAAGAUCCGCCAAUCUACCGAGACUUCUGGUAUCGCGAGGCCAUUAAGGUGGAGCACAUGGAAAUUGAUCUCCCUCUCGAUCUCAGUCUCCACCGGAGCAAAUAGUCCCCUGGAUUUCCCACCUAACUUAAGAGCGCUAUUUAAUUUUGUCGUGUGAUUUUUCUAUGUGUUCUCUGUAUCCAUUAAAAGUGUGAUUAUACCA
Messenger RNA from Phlebotomus argentipes, 1121 nucleotides. RefSeq names its product zinc finger protein GLIS2 homolog. The record is from RefSeq and is a predicted model, not a curated record. Gene Ontology annotation, biological process: regulation of transcription by RNA polymerase II; smoothened signaling pathway. The coding region runs from base 68 to 1024 and encodes 318 amino acids. Gene Ontology annotation, molecular function: RNA polymerase II cis-regulatory region sequence-specific DNA binding; zinc ion binding; DNA-binding transcription factor activity, RNA polymerase II-specific. The transcript has 2 exons. Gene Ontology annotation, cellular component: nucleus. Lineage: Eukaryota; Metazoa; Arthropoda; Insecta; Diptera; Psychodidae.